AUGAAAGAGCACCUGCUGAAAAUACUGAUUAUAGGAGAUGGAAACGUUGGGAAGUCUUCAUUUGUGUGUCGCUAUGUCAGUGGACAGUUCAGCAGAACGUACAAAAUGACCGUAGGAGUGGAUUUCUCUGUUAAGACGCUGCACUGGUCUGACAAAGAAAAGGUCAGAGUUCAACUUUGGGACGUUGCAGGCCAGGAGCGUUUCAUCUCCAUGACCAGAGUUUAUUAUAAAGGGGCGAUGGGCUGCGUGUUGAUGUUUGAUGUCACAAACUCAUCAAGCUUCCUCAAGUGUCGCCAGUGGAAACAGGACCUGGACAGCAAGGCCAUGCUGCCCAAUGGAAGCUCCAUCCCAUGCAUCCUGCUGGCAAACAAGAGUGACCUGUCUGACUGGGCCGUCCCAGCAGACGGCAUCGAGUCGUUCUGCAAGGCCAAUGGCUUCUUCACAUGGAUGGCAACUUCAGUCAAAGACAACAAGAACAUCGACGAGGCAAUGAGGAAGCUGGUGGAGGAGAUUCUGUCCAGUCAGUCCAGUUUGGAUCCACUGCAGCCCAAAACCGAAGAUGCUGCUCACUCAGAGCAGGAGCCGCAGCUCAGCAACAGUGCAGGGAAGAGUUGCUGCUGAGGCAACAAAGAUAGUUGUGAAUCCCAUUUGUAAUUCAGAGCACUUUAUGUGGACACUACAGGUUAUUUUUUUAAGUGUAGAUUGUUCUUGGAAGCAUGCAUAUGUCACAAAUUGCAUGCCAAAUAUUCACUUUACUCACCAACUCUGCAGCUGAGAUGUUUUUUAAGUGUAUUUGAAAACUGCACUUUACAAAAACUCACACCCAAACCGCUCAUCAUAAAAAAUACAUUUUCACUUGAGUGAAUAAAACUUGAUUUUGUUUAAAGUUUGGUAACACUCAAUUAAAGUCAAACUAGUGUUGACUUUAAUUGACUUAACUUUUUUUAAGUAAGGUCAUCCUGUCAAGUUUUAGAGUGUUUCUAAUGUGUCCUGCUCAACAAUGAAUGUUUUCUUUUAUAACUUAAAAUAAUCAUAUUUUCAGGUUAUCACAGACCAAACAGCAGAAGCGAAAGGAGCAGAGGAAGUGGCUGUGAAUAAUAUUUGGUUGGGAAGGCCUGUAGGUGUGGAUGAAAGUGCUUCUCCUCCGACACGCUGACUCAUUCAGACGCAUGACGUCCGCGCGCUAAAACCAGGCGUGUGCGGAUCCGCUCUGCUCGCCAGUAAGGCGAACGAUGAGUAGGUGUUGUUGGGUGUUUGAGAGUCUGCAUCACACAGGCACAUGGAUAUUCAUGUGCCUUAGAGAAGCGUGACUUGCAGUAUUGGAUUUUUAUUUUUUUAUUUUGCAGAGAAAGUGUUCAUUCAUGUUUCACAGAGGAAAAAAGAGGAUUUUACUGAUUUUAUUAAGAUUAGAACCCCGUGGAAGUAUAAAAAGUUUAAUCUGAAUGGUGCAUAUAUUUACUGAUUAUUAUAUUUAUUAUAAUCAGUGCCAAAGAUGAAUUUCCGGUCACACUAAAAUGGACCAAACCAGUUUUAACACUGACUCUGACAGACAUGAAGUUAAAUCUGUUAUGUAUUUAUAUAUUGACCAACAUAUUUAAUGUAUAUUAAUGAUUUUGAUG
Molecule: messenger RNA, 1619 nt
Organism: Poecilia reticulata (guppy)
Lineage: Eukaryota; Metazoa; Chordata; Actinopteri; Cyprinodontiformes; Poeciliidae
Product: ras-related protein Rab-29
Biological process (GO): endosome to lysosome transport; phagosome-lysosome fusion
Cellular component (GO): late endosome; Golgi apparatus; trans-Golgi network
Molecular function (GO): GTPase activity; GTP binding
Source: RefSeq, a predicted model, not a curated record